Molecule: messenger RNA, 1705 nt
Organism: Arabidopsis arenosa
Lineage: Eukaryota; Viridiplantae; Streptophyta; Magnoliopsida; Brassicales; Brassicaceae
Source: the annotation of a GenBank genome assembly
CUCUGUUCUUCUUCUUCUUCUUCUUCUUCUCACUCGAAAAUUUCUUAUUAGAUGUCUUAAAAACUUUAGUUUAGAGAGGAUUGAGUUUAGUUUGCCUAUCUGUGUAAGUUCCGAACUUUGGCUUUCAGUUUUGUGGGGAAUCAUUGUUAUAUCUCUAUGGAUUUGAUGGUAUCCACAAGCAGUGCUCAAGAAGGGUUUUGCUUGAUUCAACAAUUUCAUCGCGAAUGUAAACGAGGUAAUAAGCUUGACGUCUCAGGUCGUACGACUCGUAGUAUUAGUUCUAAAGUCCCUCUUUGGUCACGAAAAAGGAAUCGACUUGUUCUUGUUUCUGCGGCCUCCAAAGUUGAGAGUUCCGGUCUUAACGGUAGAGCUCAAAAGUUCGAAUCUUUGUCUUCUGUGCAUAGCAAUAGUAACGGUAAUGGCCAUUUCAGCUCUGUGAAUUCAUCUUUUGUGUUGGAAGAUGUCGAGAGUAAUAACCAUUUGCGUCAGCUGGUUAGAACUGGAGAAUUGGAGGAAGGGUUUAAGUUUCUGGAGAACAUGGUUUAUCAUGGUAAUGUUCCUGAUAUCAUUCCCUGCACGACAUUGAUCCGUGGAUUCUGUAGGAUGGGUAAGACAAGGAAAGCUGCUAAGAUCUUGGAGGUUCUUGAAGGCUCUGGUGCUGUUCCUGAUGUUAUAACUUACAAUGUUAUGAUUAGUGGGUAUUGUAAAGCUGGGGAGAUCAAUAACGCUUUAUCGGUUCUCGAUAGAAUGAGUGUUUCGCCGGAUGUUGUCACUUAUAAUACCAUCUUGCGUUCUCUUUGCGAUAGUGGGAAACUUAAGCAAGCCAUGGAGGUUCUUGAUAGGAUGCUUCAGAGAGACUGUUAUCCAGAUGUGAUUACUUACACUAUAUUGAUUGAAGCUACUUGCAGAGAUAGCGGUGUUGGACAAGCGAUGAAGCUUCUAGAUGAGAUGAGGGAUAGAGGAUGUACGCCCGAUGUUGUGACUUAUAACGUUCUUGUGAACGACAUUGUCACCUACAACACUAUGCUAACAGCUUUGUGCAAAGAUGGGAAAGUUGAAGAUGCGGUUGAGAUACUUAAUCAACUUAGUAGCAAGGGAUGUUCUCCUGUUCUAAUCACUUAUAAUACUGUCAUUGAUGGGCUUGCAAAAGCUGGUAAAACAGGCAAAGCGAUAAAACUGCUAGACGAGAUGCGUGCGAAAGAUUUAAAGCCUGACACUAUCACAUAUUCCUCUCUUGUUGGAGGUUUAAGCAGGGAAGGAAAAGUAGACGAAGCCAUUAAGUUUUUCCAUGAGUUUGAGCGGAUGGGUGUUAGGCCAAAUGCAGUCACCUUUAAUUCUAUAAUGCUCGGACUCUGUAAGACUCGGCAAACAGAUCGUGCCAUCGAUUUCUUGGUUUAUAUGAUCAAUAGAGGGUGUAAACCGACUGAAACAUCAUACACGAUUCUGAUAGAAGGCUUAGCUUAUGAAGGUAUGGCAAAGGAAGCUCUGGAGCUACUUAAUGAGCUUUGUAACAAGGGACUCAUGAAGAGAAGCUCUGCUGAGCAAGUUGCAGGGAAGAUGUAGUAUUAAGUAGUUUACUCACGAGUCAGGUCCCUUGUAUUGAUUUGUGCUUAAGAGAACAUUUCAGUGGCUCCUUUCUACUUAUUAUGUCUUAGGUUCAGUUUUGAUUUUGUCAGAUUUGGUUUGGGAGUUUGCAUAUCAAUAC